GCUGCGGAAGCACGCUAGCAGUAACGCGAUAUACUCGUGGUCCGCAACGGCCGGAACGGGAAUAAACCGUGCCGGAGCACGCGGCCUUGGUGUAACCAGGUGGAAAAUUUGUGGACGGUCAUGUCCAGAGUAUGGGAAUCUUGCGACGAGCCGUUGCAGCUCACUGCCUGGUGCGAUGAUGCGGAAGAGAAAGAAGUAGCUGCGAUGCCGCCGUCCGUCCAGCCGUCAAGCGCCGGUAAAGUCGGGCCCGACGGUUGUCGGAGCUGGUUCAUCGCCUCACUCUGCUUCCUGGUGAACCUCCUAUUCUCCUCGUUUUUCCGCUGCGGUGGACUUUUCUUCACUUCUAUGAUGAGCACGUACCAAGCGACGAGGGCACAAGCCGCCAUGCCGCUGGGUGCCUACUGCGGUUUCGUCAAUCUUUCGGGUCUGGUUGCUGGCGCUCUGAUUCAUUCAUUCGGCAUGAGAAUCAGCGUCUUACUCGGUGGACUGCUUAUGUCAGCAGGCUGUCUUGCGUCAGCGUUCGCUACUGGAAUACCAUUCCUGGUUGUAUCCAUCGGCGUAAUCACAGGCUCUGGGCACGGAAUCCUUCUCUCCUGUGUCAUCGUGGCUGUGAACGAGUACUUUGAUAGGAGACGUGGCACGGCUCUUGGCAUCAACAUGGCUGGUGCACCUGCAGCCUCCUUCAUGUUUCCGAAAGUUUUCGAUUUCUGUCUGGCCGAGUACGGCUUGCAAGGAACUUUCGCGCUCGUGGGAGCACUGUUGUUGAACAUUGGGCCAAUCAGCGUGCUUUUUCGUAAGCCGCCCUGGAUGCGGGAAAAGUACUCGAAAAGACAUAAAGUCCCCACGAACAGAGCAAGUGAAGCGGACGAGCAGCGGGAGAAGAACGCAGCUCUUUCUGCCAGCUGCUUAAAAUCAGGUUUGCAACCUCUAGUCGGCAGCAGCGACGAACUCGGAUACUGUGAACCGGAUACCGACGACAUAAUCAUUACUUCUAUAAAGCAAUCGACAAGCUUCAGACUGGCAAACUUUCCGCUUUCGAUUAGCCUUAAUGCUGAGAAGCGUUUUCUGAUGAAUAGACAUUGGACAGGGGACAUGCUUGAGACCUUGGAUUCAAGUGAUGCGGACGCCGAAAAGCGAAAAACGCUGUCUUGGAAGAAGGGCGAACAAAGCAACGCCCGCAUUACCGACGCGCGAAAAGGUCACGAAGCUUGGUGUGCCUGUGUGACCGGCGUAUGUAACGGUGAAUGCUUUCACCGAGCUUCGCAACAUCCUCUAAACUCGUCAAAGUUGCUUCAAGUACCCAGAACUGUCGCGUUGGAAAAUGGGUCGACGAGGUAUACGGAGUGCACCAGAACCAGUGAAGUGAGCACUAGCUUUGAAACAAUAUCAAUAAAAGACAGUAUGCUUGCUCCUACGGACGCUCUUGUACCAGGGGAAAGCCAGGGGCAAGAUGAGACAAAUUCUGUGGAGAACAGUUAUUGCGGUGUUGCGUUCCUAUCAACAGAGGAAGUGUCAUUUGAUUUUCGGCAUGCAGCGAAGGAACGUCGCAAGCGAUCUGUUUUGGACAGCGCUAAGGAUGUUCUGUCUAUGCCGCGGUUUUACGCGCACCUGAUGAGCUACUUCUCUUUCUGCUUCUUUUUGGAUACGUUUCUGGCUGUCGCGGUUGACUGUGCAGUGGACACUGGAAUUAGCAGAGUAGAUGCUGCUCAUGUUCUGACUUUCUUCUCCGUUACCGACACAGCGGGACGACUCCUGAUACCUCAACUAACCGAUCACAACAUUGCAUCUCCACUUAGCGUCAUGACACUUUCUUACUUCCUCAUGGCCGUUAUUGGCUCUACGAUGCCUCAUGCCCAAUCUACUGUUGUGUUUUGGAUUCUUGUUGUAACACUGGGACUUCCGGUUGGCUACGUAAUGGUCGCCAUGUCCCAAACUAUUGCAAGUGACGUCGGUGUACACAACCUUCCCAUGGCUUACGGCUUCGUAGCAGCAGCGACAGCUGUGGGAGCAUUCAUGAGGCCGCUGGUAAUAGGACACUUUCGGGACGCAAAUGGAUCAUACAGCGGGCUCUUCCACUUCAUGGGCGGAAUGGUUUUCACAUCUGUUCUUCUCACUGGCUGGCUAUGGGUUUCGAGUACAAGAAAAAAUAAACUGAAGCACAACGCUUUGCGGGUCAAAGCAAUGGCGGACUAAAUGAAUGAUAGCCGAGUGCGUGGUCGCGCUUCAGUUUUUUAUUAACUUUUCUGACUUUCAUGAGAAUGCAAGCUAGUUCAAUUAGGCUUCAGUCCAUUCCAAGAAUUAGACACACCAUGCUAGUGUGAGAGAGCAAAUGGCAGUUCCAAAUCGGAACAAAAACAGCAAUAGCCUGAACAGUGGGUUUUAAAUGUUAUAGGCUACUUAAUGUUAUGCGGUUGAGUUGCGCGUAAGCACAACAAUUUGGCAAUUAAAGAGCCUAAACAGUGAGAAAUCAUCCAUGGUAUGAGAAUCCAUGUUAUUCAAAUUAUGUUGCAGGUUGCUGGCUAUCCAGCAUCGUUUUGGCUUCCGCAAAGUGUUACCAGGUGGACCAUCGUGUUUGUGCACGGCGAGCAGUUGUGUCUGUGGCAUGAGCGUAUCUGUGCAGGAAGCAGCAAGACGACCACGGCAGUGACGACGAUCGUACGAGGACGACGGCAUAAUUUCUACUCAGGAUGUUCGACUCAAGUUUGCGACACGCAGGCUGUUGGGUUUACAUAGGUACUUCACUGCCGUAAGCGAGAGAAGCAGGGAUUGCUGCACCAUCUGCGACUAAGUGUUGUGCUAUUGUACCAGAUGACCUGACUUUUCAUGUGGUCUAUGCGAAACAUCGAUGGCGUUCGUACUCGAUCGAAGAUAUAUUGAAACCUGUUCGGCUUAUGCCGAUUAUGAAGGUAGUACAAUGUCGCACAGAUUUAGGCAGCGUUAGCUGCAACGAGGAAAGUCCUUAGGAGAGUGGGCCGAUCCCGAAAGCCGGGGGUGCAGUCUAAGAAAGCGUCUAAGAGCUAACUGUCACGAUGGAACAAUGGGAGAAACUGGCACGUGAUUCACGAACCAAGU
Dermacentor silvarum is the source of this 3072-nucleotide messenger RNA. RefSeq names its product monocarboxylate transporter 7-like. Gene Ontology annotation, molecular function: monocarboxylic acid transmembrane transporter activity. The coding region runs from base 121 to 2193 and encodes 690 amino acids. Lineage: Eukaryota; Metazoa; Arthropoda; Arachnida; Ixodida; Ixodidae. The record is from RefSeq and is a predicted model, not a curated record. Gene Ontology annotation, biological process: transmembrane transport. The transcript is spliced from 5 exons.